This is a messenger RNA of Trichomycterus rosablanca, 1953 nucleotides long. It is a transcript of the gene pou2f2a, whose product is annotated as POU class 2 homeobox 2a. Gene Ontology annotation, biological process: regulation of transcription by RNA polymerase II. Gene Ontology annotation, molecular function: DNA-binding transcription factor activity, RNA polymerase II-specific; RNA polymerase II cis-regulatory region sequence-specific DNA binding. Lineage: Eukaryota; Metazoa; Chordata; Actinopteri; Siluriformes; Trichomycteridae. Gene Ontology annotation, cellular component: nucleus. Bases 1 to 1953 code for a protein of 650 amino acids. The record is from RefSeq and is a predicted model, not a curated record. The transcript is spliced from 15 exons.
AUGUCUAAAGUAGUUGAAGAUGAGAAGACUGGGGCUGAUUUACUUGCAGACAGCACAGACUCGGAGAGGAACAGUCCUGAGGCCAAUGAUCAGCCAAUGACAGCAACUCCAUUCUGCCUCUCUCCAACCCCAAGCCACACUAAGGUUAAAGCCGAAGAAACAGCUGAAAUGCUCAUUUCCCAUGCACCACCUCUUCCACCUCCUGUUCAGCCUCCUCUUCCACACACACAGCUCAUGCUGGCCGGUAGUCAGCUUGCAGGGCUGGCAGCUCUGCUUCCAGCACAGCAACAGCUUUUGCUUCAGCAGGCUCAAGCGCAGCUCCUGGCUGCUGCCAUGCAGCAAUCCAAUGCGGCUCAUGCUGCCCAUGCAGCAGCUGCCGCCGCCAACCAGCAACAGAGUCAGCAGCAGCAAGCCAGUCAGGCUUCAGCACUGGUCCAGCAGCAAACAAAAGUCGAGCAAAGUCCAGCACAAGCCCUGCCAUCGCUUGCCCUAUCACAGCCUAUUCAGCUCACUGCCCAGGAUAUUCAGCAGCUGUUGCAGCUGCAGCAAUUAGUGCUCAUGCCAAGUCAUCCUCUGCAGUCCCCUGCCCAGUUCCUCUUACCCCAGGCAACCGCCCAGCAAAGCCAGCAAGGUCUCCUUUCAACACCAAAUUUGAUUUCACUACCUCAGCAAAGUCCAGGGGCUCUCCUUACCACGCCUCCUAGACUGGGCAUGCAACCUCAGAGGGAGAAAGGCGGGGAUAGCAGCAUGACCUCCACGACUUCAGUGUCUACACCAAUGAGCUCGGCUGCCUCCGUGACCCCACACGCUGAGGAGCCCAGCGACCUGGAGGAGCUAGAGCAAUUUGCUCGCACGUUUAAACAGAGGCGUAUUAAACUGGGCUUUACACAGGGUGAUGUGGGAAUGGCAAUGGGAAAGCUUUAUGGCAAUGACUUUAGUCAGACCACAAUCUCUCGCUUUGAGGCACUCAACCUUAGCUUCAAAAACAUGUGCAAGCUUAAACCCCUGCUGGAGAAAUGGUUGGGUGAUGCAGAAACCAUGGCAAUAGACAACAUGCUACCAAGCCCCAGCUCACUGUCUUCUCCGUUGCUGGGCUUUGAGGGAUUGCCUGGACGUCGCAGAAAGAAACGCACCAGCAUUGAGACAAACGUCCGUGUGGCCCUGGAGCGCAACUUCAUCACAAACCAGAAGCCUACCUCGGAGGGGAUUCUUCUAAUGGCAGAGCAGCUCAAUAUGGAGAAGGAGGUGAUCCGUGUGUGGUUCUGCAACCGCCGGCAGAAAGAAAAACGCAUCAACCCCUCGAGUACCACCCCUCCCCUGCCCAGUCAGCCCCCCCCUGCGACGCACAAACCCCCCUGCUACAGUCCACACAUGAUAUCCAGUCAGGGACUAGUUCAUGCUACCACAAGCCUCAAUGUUACAGCUGUUAGUUCCACCCCAUCUGUGGCCUGCUCUCUUAAUCCUAUAGGACAUGCAGUAAUGAGCUCUGUGCCCCCACCUGCGACUCCUCCUCAUGUUAGCACAUCAAGCCCCACCCCACCCAGUUUGGGAAGCCCUGGACUUAACACCGGGAACACAAUGAUGGGUGUGGGCACAGGCAUGAACCAGUCUCUCAUCGGCAGCCACCCACUGGCAACAAUGCAAGCUCUGGCUGCCAGUGGUGGACAGAUGCCUAUAUCUGCCAUAGACGGCAGCGGUCAGAUGUUCCUGGGUGGAGCUGCAGCUUCCGGGAUGGGACUGCACCCAUCCCUUUUCCUUAACCACCCCUCCUUGUUUUCUAUGGCUGCAGGCGCCAGCAUGGGAAUGGUCAACAUUGCCCAUAUAUCUCCACCUCCAGGUGCCAGCCGCAUGAGCCCAGACUCAUGUUCUCCCUCUCCAUGCUCAAGCCCUGCCUCCUUCUGCUCUUUCAGCGAGGCCUCACCGCCACCUUUAGGAGGAGCUAUGGCCGAGUGA